GUAGUUUAGGAAAUGAUGCUGACGGCUGUUUGAAUGAAACCAGGAGGCAAACUGUGUGGUCUUUCUAGCAGCUUUAUUUUGAAGGGCCCAGGCGGAAGCCCGCGUCUCUCACCGCGCGCACAGCGACGCGCUAAACGGCCCGAAGCGACGUCAUCAUGUGUGGAAGUUAACUAACGUUCCGCAUACCGACGAUAUGGACGAACCGCCGCUGUUCACCUUCGGAGUGAUAGCCGACAUCCAGUACGCGGACAUCGACGACGGCUACAACUUCACCCGGACGAGGCGGCGCUACUACCGGGGCAGCCUGCGCCUGCUGACCAACGCCCGCAGAAGUUGGUCGGAGUCGGGCGUCAAACCAGAGUUUAUCCUCCAGCUGGGAGACAUCAUCGACGGCUUCAACAAGGGCCGCGACUCCUCCGACCGCGCGCUGGACGCCGUGCUGACGGAGUUCGGCUGCGGGCUGCCGGAGGUCCACCAUGUGUGGGGCAACCACGAGCUGUACAACUUCAGCAGGGCCGCGCUGCUGCGCUCCAGGCUCAACGGCACCGCCCGCCCGAGCGGGGCCCCGGCCGACGACGGCACCGCCCGCCCGAGCGGGGCCCCGGCCGACAGCCAGCUGUGCGCCUACCACUUCAGCCCGUUCCCCGGGUUUCGGUUCGUCGUGCUGGAUGCGUACGACGUGAGCCUGCUGGGCAGAGAGACGUCCAGCGACCAGUACAGCGACGCCAUGGCCGUGAUAAAACAGCACAACAACAACGAGGACCUCAACUGCCCGCCCGUGUUUGUCGGGCAGCUGCAGAGGUUCACCAUGUUCAACGGGGGGUUCGGUAAGCAGCAGCUGGACUGGCUGGAUUCUGUUCUGUCCACGGCCGAUGACAAACAGGAAAGAGUCACAAUAGUCAGUCACCUCCCCGUCCACCCCUGGUCCACAGCUGACAUCUGCCUCGCCUGGAACUUCGAUGAGCUCCUGGCCAUCAUACGGUGCCACGGCAGCGUGGUGUGUUUCAUGGCUGGACACGACCACGAUGGUGGAUACUACCAGGACGAAGGCACAGGAGUGCACCAUGUGACGUUCCCGGGGGUGAUUGAGACUCCACCUGACAGCGACGCUUUUGGUACAGUGUCUGUGUACAAAGACCAGAUGGUGCUGAAGGGGUACGGCAGGGUCACCGACCGAGUGCUUCACUUUCCAUCCUCUUCCAAGAGGCACGCAUCGUAGGGCAAUAUGAGACAUCCCGUCAUUUAUAUUCAUACGAUUCUGGAGCGGUUGACCCGCAUGGCUCAUUUAGACAAUGUUUGUUCCAUUCUCUGGAGAAGUGUGGGAAUUUUACACUUGUCACUUUGAAGUUCUUCUCAGAGAAAGGAAAUCCUCAAAUCGACUGACUUUAAUAGUGAAAGUACUACACCUUCAGUGAAAAGUAGGGCACAGGGGGGAAUCCUUUUGAAUGUAAUGACUUUGAUACCUAUUUAAAAACACAGAGCGGCAGUGGGAGCGGUCCACUUCCUCUGCAAGGCACAUGCAGUAUCUCGAAUACUUUAUUGCACUUGUAUUAGUGUGAAGUAUACUUGACACUGGUUGUAUUUUAAUUUGAAGUUUAAAUUAUAUCACAAAAGAUUUGUACUGCAGUUUACAUGUUACUUAACUGCAAAUACAUGAACUUAUUUUCUGUCACUGUUAAUUGCGAAAGCAUGAAUUGCACAUUUUAGUGAGAUUUGAUUGGUGCACUGUAUUGUAAAAUAUACUUUAUAUAAAUAUAUAAGUCCAAGUUCUGCACAAGAUCAGAGCCAAGCUGCAUAAAUCACAAUGUAAAACUAUUUAACAAAUAAUACAAAUAUUCUAUCAGUAGUUCUGUGCCUGUCCAAAUGUCCCUGUCACGUCUCUGGUACUUUGUGAUCUUUGCUUGGUGUUUUAUCAUUCAUUCAUAUCACCAUCAUCACUUCAUUUUCAUACGCGAAUGACAGGAGGUCUUUUCCUUUUGUCUUUAUUUUACGCAGCAAAACGUCAACUUAAUAUACAAUUGAUCAAUUCUGUCACACCGUAGAUAAACGAUAUGCUCUCGUGCCUCAUGCAGCUCUUGUGUUUCAUGACGUCAAUACAUGGAGACACAAGUAGCGUCGAUCCAACAUGAGUGUUUUCAAUAUAUGUUACAUAUCUCUAGUUCCUGCACAAUGAGCGUAAAUUAAAUGAUUAAUAUUCCCCAAAUUCCAAUGAAGUAAUACAUACCCAUAAGACUGUAUGUACACUGUAAACUGUUAACAGUUCAUAUAUUGUCUAUAAUUUGUAGUAAAAAAAGUAUUGGUUCAGGCACUGUUUAAAAGUAUUGUUUUAGCACUGGUAUCAGGAAAAAGACAAACAAUACUAGUGGAUCAUUGUAAACAUAAAAACAUUGAAUGUAGGGGAACGCUGUGUAAGCUUUGGUAUCCUCAUUCUUAGUUUAAAUACUACAUUUUCUCACUUUUUCAUGUAUAUAUGAGAUUUCACAAAAUGUUUGGUCAUGGAAAUCCAUUGGUCAAAAUGUGAAUGCACCCAGGAAUUAAUUACAAAUGGCAAUUUUGCAUCUCAAAAUGUUGACCAGCAGAUGGACUUACAUUGAAUAUAAGUAAUGGACAGGUUUAUGUGCCUUUCUCUAGUAUCUAGCAAUCUCCAUGACGACUGAGCAACUACAUCCCCUGACCAACUUUGAGAUGUGAUGAAAAGAUGUGAUUCAACUAGUAAGACGCCCGUCGAGCUAUUGUUGACUACUUAUUCAAAGGUGAAAGGUAUUUAAAUCUAAGAACGCACUUUGACAAAUUGACAGACUGCAACUGUUUGAUUGUGAAAAUAAACUGUAAAAGCACUGAUAUGCUCAGCGAUGAAA
Messenger RNA from Gasterosteus aculeatus aculeatus (three-spined stickleback), 2858 nucleotides. RefSeq names its product ADP-ribose/CDP-alcohol diphosphatase, manganese-dependent (gene adprm). Gene Ontology annotation, molecular function: CDP-glycerol diphosphatase activity; ADP-ribose diphosphatase activity; 2',3'-cyclic-nucleotide 2'-phosphodiesterase activity. The record is from RefSeq and is a predicted model, not a curated record. NCBI's taxonomy places the organism in Eukaryota, Metazoa, Chordata, Actinopteri, Perciformes, Gasterosteidae.